GCCCGACCUGCCCGACCCCGUGCUGGUGGUGGCCAGCUACCUGUACCCGGGCUGCAAGGUGCUCGCCGGCGACGACCGGGUGAGCCGUCAUUGUUGUAAUACUACAUCAACAUGCUCACGGUGUGGCUGGCGCCCGCGCCCGACCUGCCCGACCCCGUGCUGGUGGUGGCCAGCUACCUGUACCCGGGCUGCAAGGUGCUCGCCGGCGACGACCGGGCUCUCCGCUGGGUGGAGCGCGAGGGUCGCGCCCUGGGCGUGCGGCGCGCGGCGCGGGUGGCCGUGGGCGGCGCCUUCCACUCGCCGCUCAUGGCGCGCGCCGAGGACGCCGUGCGGCACGCCGUGCGCGCGCUGCAGCUGGCGCCGCCGCGCGUGCCGCUCGUGUCGUGCGUGGACGCGGCGCCCGUGCGGGACGCGGCCGCCGCGCGGCGCCGCCUGGCGCGCCUCACGGCCGCGCCCGUGCGCUGGGAGCAGGCGCUGCACCGCCUGUACGCGCGCCCGCGCUCCGCGCCGCAGCCCUUCACCGUGGCGCUGGGCCCGGGCGCCGCGCUGCGCGCCACGCUGCGCCAGGUGAACGCGCGCGCCUGGGACGCGUCCGUGCUCGUGGACGUGUAG
This is a messenger RNA of Leptidea sinapis, 612 nucleotides long. Its product is annotated as probable malonyl-CoA-acyl carrier protein transacylase, mitochondrial. Gene Ontology annotation, molecular function: transferase activity. Lineage: Eukaryota; Metazoa; Arthropoda; Insecta; Lepidoptera; Pieridae. Bases 112 to 612 code for a protein of 166 amino acids. The transcript has 3 exons. The record is from RefSeq and is a predicted model, not a curated record.